AUGGGCACCAGACUACCGCCCAAUCUCAAAACAUGGCAAAUAUUGUUAUUUACACUACUUUCCACAUUUGUACAAUGCAAACCACCAUCUUAUGCACAUUUAUCAACGCUUCAACUACUGCGCGAACUGCGCCCAAUACAACCACCACAUUGUUCUAGAGCACUUAUUACACAGGCUAAUAGCUCGUUUUGUAAGUUUUUUUUAAGUUGAAACAAAGUGUCUGAGAUGUUUUCAGGGUUUUUAACGUUUAGACGGAAUGCCACAAAAAAUAUUGAUUUUUUAAAUGAUAUAAAAGGUCAUAAUUUUUUAGUUUUUGAAUUUAAAAUGCUUUUUCAUCAAAAUAUCACAAGAUUUAUUGAUUUUUUGAAGUUUGUACGAAAUGUAACAAAAAUUAUUGAUUUUUAGACGAAGUGUCAUAAAAAAUAUUGAUUUUACAAAAAUAGUUUAAAAGUUGCAAUUUUGUAUCUUGUGACUGUAAAAGAUUUUUAUUAAGCGAAAUAUCACAAAUUUUAUUGAUUUUUUUAAACUUUUUAACGAAAUGCCACAAAAACUAUUGAUUUUCUUUUCUUUCAGUGCAUGGCAAAUCCACCAACUCAACACGAGUAAAACUGGGCUUAUCAGUUGGCCAAUCUAUUUGUUUUCGAAAAGUCGACUCAAAGAACAGCACGUUGGGUGACCUGGACGUGAUGCACACAAUCACGUUGGAACGAUUGGAACAGUACCAUCCGAUUACGCAACGGUACCGUUUUGCCAUUCCAGAAUUGGAGACGAAGUGUAUUUGUGAGUGCCGUGCUGAUGCUACAGUAUGCCAGGCGUCGGAUUAUAGUUUUGGUCAAUGUGGAAAUGGCAGGGAUUUGAGUGGGAGGCCGACUGCUUGUUAUCGGACAUUCUUUUCCGAUCAACCUAAUGUCGGGUGUCCUGAAGGUAAGAACUUUCUUUACAAAACAAGAAAUGGCAAGAACUUUCUUUACAAAUCAAAUAAUGGCAAGAAUUUUCUUUACAAAACCAAAAAUGGGUAGAACGUUCUUUACAAAACAAAAAAUUGCAAGAACUUUCUUUACAAAACGAAGUAGGCAAGGAUUUUCUUUACAAAGCGAAAAAUUGCAAUACCUUCCUUUACAAAACAAAAAAAUCAUUUUAAGUAUAAAGCCUUAUCACCAUAGUCAUUUCAGGCCACUCCGAAGAGCCCAAGCUUUGUUGUGAGCUCAAGUUCCGACCGUUCCAAGACCGUACCUUCACUGCCGUGAAGCUCGAAGCCCCUACAACGUUCGCCGUGCUCGAGUACGUUGCCUACUUGUGGAACGACAAAGGACGUUGGGAAGAGAUGGACAAACGGAACAUUCGAGUCACCAUGGACUCCGGUACUCAAAUCCAGUUCUUGGACUCGGACCGGUCGUUGGAGAUGGGUGUGAGCUCGAGUGGCCGUUCCUCGAACCAACUGGAUGCUGGCAUGUAUUUCGUAGAGAAUCUGGGCAUGGGUCAGUUCGGGCAGCUACGGAGACAGGCUUUGAACGAGAUCACCGAGCAUAGUUUCGAGAAACUGGGCUGGUUUCGAAUUUCGCCCGAGGGCACGGCCAACAUUCCUGGAGGGUUCGUGUUGAUGGACAAGAUUCAUCGAGCCAAAUCGGAACAUUGUGUCAAUCAACGGUAUCAGAGCAUUUUGGACGCCAACUUCUAUGUGAAUUCAGAAGACAUAGCAUUCAAUUCAAGCUAUAGUAGAGGACUUGGGAAAAGCGGUACUACAAGUGUACCAGUGAACCAAUUGGGACAAAAUGCUAUCAGCAAGACUAGCAAAGAACAGGGAAUAAUUUCUGACAUUAAUCAUGUUUCUGACUCAGCUACACAACUGGCUACAAACUCUAGAAAUCAGGAUUCAGCGCAAAACUCAAACCAAGACACGGCCUUAGUAACAACCGCUUUUUCGCUAGCCGAAAGCCUGGACCGUCAACUAAACUGGAUCAAGUCAGCUACAAUCUUUGGGCACAGCGAACGGCACGUUGUAGUUACCGAGAACGAUGGCGCUUAUCUCGAAAUAAGCCUAAACUCGAAGGAACCAAACACUGUGCUUGACUUCAUUCACAACGCUAGCGUUAUCACCGACUUCUCGGCUCUAAUACUGGUCGAUAAGUUGAGUAACAGCAUGUUGAACAUAAGUGUCUUCAAUUCGACCGGUAUUUUGCACGGAUAUGUGAAACACAUGAGCGAUGAGUAUGGCACAACCAUCGACAGCUUUACGAUUAGAGUGCCGGCUUCACCAGAUGGUGAAGAAAAACAUGUUUUGAUUAGAAUCAAGCCAUAUGAAGCUAAUACGGUAAGUACUAUGAGAUGUUAACAUUGUAAAGAAAGUUCUUGCUAUUUUUUGUUCUGUAAAGAAAGUUCUUGCCAUUUUUUGCUUUGUAAAGAAAGUUCUUGUUAUUUCAUAAUUCGUAAAGAAAGUUGUUGCCAUUUUUUGUUUUGUAAAGAAAGUUGUUGCCAUUUUGUGUUUUGUAAAGAAAGUUGUUGCCAUUUUUUGCUUUGUAAAGAAAGUUCUUGCCAUUUUGUGUUUUGUAAAGAAAGUUGUUGCCAUUUUCCAUAUUAUAACUCAACUUUUUCAGCAACAUACAGUAUGUCUCCGACCAGACGAUGGAGAUGGUACAGAGAUCUGUCGCAACGUCGCGAGUGUUCACUUCGACCUCGAAACCCAGACCGUCCACAACCAAUGGCAAGACACGACCGGAGCCUGUGAAGAGUGCAACAAGUUCACCGUAAACGGCUUUCUACAGUCUUUGAAUCCUGUAGCCUGGAUCAAGGACAUUCAUUCUGUCACGGAUGGCCUAAACUUGGCUGUGAACUUGGGUGCUUUCUUAAUUUGCAUAUUCUUAAUCUACUUUUUAUUGUUCAAGGUAGUCAUUCCGGUUAUCAAUUGUAUUGUGGCACCAUUGGAUUGUAUCACAGAUUGUUUUAAAAACAAAAAACAAAAGAAACGACCGGUCGAGAAGGCCUAA
Bursaphelenchus okinawaensis is the source of this 2984-nucleotide messenger RNA. Lineage: Eukaryota; Metazoa; Nematoda; Chromadorea; Rhabditida; Aphelenchoididae. The record is from the annotation of a GenBank genome assembly.